UAAGGAGGUGAAGAAACCUGCAGAGUUCAAGUUGCAGAGGGUGGAGAAAGAAAAGUGGAAGAAAAAAACUGAACGAAAAAGACUUGGAGAGCUGAGAAGGAGAAAGGUGAGCUCUGAGUUUAUCUAAAUACAAAAAGGGAAACCUGAGCUUUGAAUCUUCAGUGCAGAGGAGAGAAAAAGACGUAGCAGUGAGAGUUAGAAGUUAUGAAAUAGGGUGAUGUUUGACAGCAGGAAUGAGAUGAAAGUCUAGACGGUGAAAGUGCAGUGGGCUGUGGAGAGCCGGCGGAGCAGAGCGGCGGCAGGAGCGACUGUGGGCGGGGAGAGAGGAAGUGUGGUCGACAGGAGAGGAAUUUAAAGUCCCAUUGUUCUGGAAGAGCUGAAGAGAGAGAGAGCUGAAGAGAAGAAGAGUGAGAACACCGACAGAGAGACAGACAGACAGCGGACAACAUGGACGUGAGCUCAGCCAUGGAGAAGAUGUCAGUGAAGCAGACUGCGGGAGGCUCAUAUCUCGUAUGUAAGCAAAGGUGUUCUGGACUCCAGCCACAUUCUUGGAGGAAAGCCUGCAUCGCCUGCGGCUGCAGCACAGUCGACCACGCUCCUGGAAAUGAUGUUGAAGAUGAUCAGCGAAUGGGACGCCUGCUCGCAGACUCACCAUAUGCCCAUUUAACAGCAAAGGUCAAAGGCGGUGGCGGCCUACGCAUGUACAAGAGGAACCGUAUGAUUGUGACCAAUCCUGUGGUGUCGCGUAAAGACCCAACCUUCAACACCACGACUUAUGACUGGGCGCCUGCCGGCCUCAACCAGACGCUGGCGAUGCAGUACAUGGAGCUCAUCCCAGAGAAACAAAGUCCUGUUUCGGGAACAGAUGGAGCGCUGGAGCGACGCAGGCAGCUCUUCAGUCAGCUCCCGGUCUACGACAACGACCCCAUGAAGUGUCAGAGCCUGACAACUGAGGAGGAGAUUUCCUCCAUGCUGCUCUUUGUGAAGCACUACAAACAGGAAGUGCUCGGAGUCGGGGAGGUGGCCUUGCCUGGCGAGGGCGGAGCUCUGAGGGAAGCAGCCAUUCAGAGGACGGCAAAGGAGGCCAAAGAUCGCAGCAACAGCGACAGGAAGGAUUCUCUGGAGCACCAGGGACAUGAUUCGACCAAUAACAGCUCUGCACCUGCUUCUGGUCCCACUAACGGAACAGAUGGCAGCACCAAGACUGAAUUUCAUUGCUCUGGUUGCCUUAAAGAGGUUGCCAAAGAGAGUCCAGCUGUUUAUGCCGAGCGAGCCGGUUACAACAACGCCCUGUGGCAUCCCACUUGCUUCAAAUGUUCAGAGUGUGGCCUGGGAUGCGUGGACUUGGUCUACUUCUGGUCCAAUCAGAAGCUUUUUUGUGGAAGACACUACUGUCAGACGGUCUGGCCGAGAUGCUCAGGCUGUGAUGAGUUAAUCUUUUGCCCGUCCUUUCAUACAUCAAAAGAUGGCCAGACGUGGCAUCAUGAACAUUACUGUUGCUGGAAGUGCGGGCAACACCUGGAUACACCGUGUCAGCACUGAGACGCCGCCUGUCAGCACUGAGACGCCGCCUGUCAGUACUGUAUUAAACCCAGUUUGUUGUUCGGAUUUAAUAAGUUUAAGCGCUGCACAAGAGCAGAAGUACAAGAUGCUAAAGAAAUAUUGAAUCAGUACUGACAUUUUUUUAUUUUUUAUGUGAGAGAACACAAAAGAUUUUUAUUACAGGAAAUCUUUUUUCAGCAGUGGUUGGUUGGAUUCUCUUGUAAUAAACUAGUGAACAAAGUGAGAGCUUAAAUAUUUGGUUGACAUUAAGUAUUCCAGAUGAAUCUUUAUGAGUUAUUAUUGAUGUUUAAAAUGCUUAAAGUGACACUGAAGUUCUCAAAUAUGUGAUGUCAGUUAAGCCCACAAGUGUUUGAAGUACUUCAGGAUAUGUUUAAAUGACACAAAGUGUUUAAAGUACAUCUGGACAUUUUGAAUUUUUAGCACUUCAAUAGCCGACAGUGAAGAGAGCCAGAUGUUGUGGUUUCAGUCUGCAGAGCGUUGGAAACAAACUGCGGUUUCAGAGGAGGAAACAAAUGACACAAAACUGAAUGGAGUAGUAAACAAGAUUAAAACUGUAAUGUUACUAAAAAAUCAACAAUAGCAAGAUUUAUACAACAAAAAAUUACUUGUGUGCUUUUAUCCAAUGACUGACUGAAUGGUUGAUUAUUUUAAAUAUUUAAAAUGCCAACUCUCACAAACUUUAUUAUAAGUUUUAAUCAAACAGAUGAUGUUCUAAUUGCAUUCAUUACUGAGCACUUUGAGGAUCGACUGCCCCCUAAAAGAAAAAUGUGCAACUUUUUGAUCCAGUAGAUCCAGUAGAUAGUUAAUCCCGUCCUUGAGCACCAGCAUGAAACCAAAACAAAUUGCUGUUGGACCACACCUCCGCCAUACUGAAGCCCCUGCUCUCCUACAGCGAUACACCUCCAACCCCUCUACACUCGCAUUUGAACGAAGGAGUUAUCAAAUUGGAACACAUCAUAAUUAAGCACUAAGCGCAAGCGGCAGACAAAGUUGUCCUUGUCUCGAGCUGCAUUAUUGUGUUAGCAGGCUAACGUUAGCGCUCUUUAGUUAGCUCGUAGCUUCACAUUGCAUGUACAUUUACACAAUGACCGUGAUCUAAAAAUGCUUACGUGACAUCCAAAUAAGCAGUGAGUAUGUUCUUCUUCUUUUCACUACUCCCUCACUCAAACAGCUUUUAUACACAAGGGGAGGAGCCGGCCGUCCCGUCCAUGUAAACACAGCUCUGACAACAACACAGCCAGCGGGACUCGAGCUUCUCACUCAUUGUAGACAGUCAUGACUCAAAGAGACAUUUACACAGGAUAUACAGGAUAUACAACUAAAGUAGUCGACUUUGUAAAUAGACAUACUGUACUAUCCAUUUUGUGUCCUGUAAUCUUAGCCCUCUUGUGGUCUUAAAAACAGCAUACAUAAAAUAAAUUCAAAUUCACUUAAAGCUACAAUAUCAAAGUUUUCCACCUUAAAGUAGUACUUUCAAAGUGGAGCUAAUGGUUUCAUUAACUAUCAACAGUGAGAAUAGCAGUUAUCUUAUUUACAUAUUUACUUUAGGGGACAUUCCUGAUGACCCAUCAGAUCGGCAACUCAAAAUUUCCGGCUUCCGAGAUCAAAUUGAACGCACCAUGACCUCAGAAACUGGACAGGUAGACGCUGGAAUAGGCUUAAAGUUAAUUAACAGAAGUUUUUAUUUUUCUUUGUUCUACAGUAGAGUCAUGUGUUUGAUUCGUUUUCUAUAGAAAGUAGGAGUUUUAUUCUUAUUUGUCAUUUUCUUCUCCUUUAAUUCUGCUCGAUGCGUUAUUUUAUUAGAACAUUUUGGAGUUAUUGUUUUUGAAUUUUAAUUUUUUCUUGACCAUGGAUCAUUGCUGCUGUUAUAUUUUUGAUGAAGUUUUGUAUUAUAAGAAAAACUGGCAGGCGUGAUAUUUAAAUAGCAUGUCACCUGAUUAUAGAGCACCAUGAGUUAGCUACACAAUUUUCUGUUGGCAAGUUUGUAGUUUUGAAAAAUGCUAAAAGCUCGAAACACAAGCUAGAAUGCUUAACUUUUGUUCAAAUAAUUAAUAAAAUCUUCAGCUGUCA
Molecule: messenger RNA, 3633 nt
Organism: Labrus bergylta (ballan wrasse)
Lineage: Eukaryota; Metazoa; Chordata; Actinopteri; Labriformes; Labridae
Gene: lmcd1
Product: LIM and cysteine-rich domains 1
Molecular function (GO): zinc ion binding
Source: RefSeq, a predicted model, not a curated record